CCAUGCUCUCAACUAGAGGCUGCUAAAGGCUGCUAAAAGCUGCUAGCUGCAUAUAUUCUACAAUAGGGAAAUAUAGACGUCCAUUUGUAAAAACUGAGAGCUGCAAGACAUCAACCGUAUCUUACCCUACCUCAAGUAACGUUGUUUGAAAUACAAGAGAGAGCCUGUCUUGGCAGUCUGAAUCAUUAACUACCUAGGUAGCUCCCACGACGAAAUGGAUAACGGAGCGCGUCUUAGCGACGACACGGAUCUGUUUCACACGUCCCACCUUCAAGAGACCUUGCGGGAGCUUCAAGAAAAAGUCAAAGAACAUGAGGCCGCGCUGAACGAGCUGCGCGCUACUUCAAAUGCACAUCUCUCAAAUCAGUACCAUCCCCUGACGGCACCAUGGGAUAUCAUGAGGGUAGCUUACGAUGAACUGGCAUCGCAGACACCUUUCCUACCAUAUCCGGAAUCCGUAUUGCCUGCUCUCCUAGCUCUCCGCAAAACUCACCAGACUGUGGAGGAAACCAAGGCCUACUUAGCCUCUCAUAGGGAAUCAGUUGAGAAAACCAGGCGACGGCUUGAGGUGGAAAAGUCCAAUCUUGAAGAUCAGAAAGCCCUUUCGCAAAGUUUGCGCAAUCGCAUACAAUCGUUGCGGGAUGGCUUGGAAAGCCGAAUGGAGAUGGGACCGGAAGACAUUGCUGCAGAACGGAUGAACGAGCUGAAGCAAAAGAAAAAGUACUACGAUAAAGAAACUUCAACCCUUCUCAAAGCGCUCAAAAAAUUCAUCGACGAGCAUCUCGCGGGUAUGCUUGCCGCUGAGGAACUGGGUGGCCCUGUUGUUGGCGAUAUCAUGGAUAUUGACGGGGACGAUCUCGCCGCUGGAUUUAGCUCACAGGGCAAGCUGAAGAAGGCAAAGGAGAACCCCGACCAGGAUAAACGACAACGACGCAUUGAUGAAAUAUGGGGUAUACGAGAGGACGGUGAGUCGUCAGGGAAAGCUAAAGCAGGUAGCCGGGAUGAAGCUGCAGCUGCUGGUGAGGAGAUGCGUACUCUAACGGAGGAACUACUCAACGCCUUAGCACAAUCUGAUGGUGAUAGUUCGGCCGCCUACGUCCAACUUCCCAGGGAGACGGCAGCUGCAAGGUUCCUAGUCAGAUCUAAAGUUGCGCAGUUUCACCCUAGGGACUCCACGAAGCUUCGGCUAAUCGACUUUGGUAAAGACCUGGACGAAUAAUACGCUCAAGCUCUCGUCUCCUGUUUCACGAUAUAUUGAUGUACAUACAAGACGCAAUACAACGCAAAGACUACAGCAUCAAACCUGACCAGGCCAAUUUCUAAAUGUGUAUCAGGUGAUACAUCUCCACGUGUCUUGUUUGCGAUAAAUAUAUAGUCCCGAGAUAGGUAGUGGACAUGAGGAAUGAUUUACCUAUCAUGGUUGACCACGCCUACAUUCUGUGUAUG
Messenger RNA from Daldinia caldariorum, 1446 nucleotides. RefSeq lists its product as uncharacterized. Gene Ontology annotation, cellular component: nucleus. The transcript is spliced from 2 exons. The record is from RefSeq and is a predicted model, not a curated record. Bases 215 to 1219 code for a protein of 334 amino acids. Gene Ontology annotation, biological process: kinetochore assembly; mitotic sister chromatid segregation. Lineage: Eukaryota; Fungi; Ascomycota; Sordariomycetes; Xylariales; Hypoxylaceae.